GGUUGCCGUUGCAAAUUCUCGGAACACGCUUCCCAAGUUAGCAGGAAUAAAAUACGAAAAUAUAAGGAUUAUAUAAAACAAGUAUCAGUCCAUUUUCCCUAGAUUUCAAUAGUUGUUGGAGAAAAUAGAAUUAUUAUAUAAAAAACGAAUAAUACGAAAAAUAAAUUUCUAAUUUAGAAAGUAAAUAUCUGCCGACGAAGUAAAUACGAAACCAUGAUUCUAAAUGUUACUAACUUCCGGUUAAUCCAUUUCUUUUUCCCCUCGUUCUUCAUCUUUUGCCGUUUCCGUUGUCGAAAGACCAAAGUUGUUAAUUGAGAUUCAUUACCGUCUUUAAUUACUUUCUGUGUUGGUUUACUUACUUAUCUACACACACACACACACAACGUUUUAUAUAUAUUUAGGUUAUAUUUGCUGGGCAAUGACGGAAACAGCUGGUAUGCUUUCUAUUGGGACGUACGGCGAGAAUUCAGACGAAGAAAACGACGAAGCUGUCAGCGAUGAUGGAGACACACCGAACCACCACCACCACAACAACACCAACAACAAUAACACCAUCACACCGCCCAGUAAAGACUUGACAGAAGCCGUGGCCGUUGACAACAUUUCAGAUGAUGAGAUUAGACACGACAGCGAAAAUAAUAAUAAUAAUAAUCCCAUCAAUUCUGUGAAACCUCCUUUGCUGGAUUUCAAAGACAACAGAUCCGACGAUGGAUCGAAAGAUUAUAAAGUAAAGAAAGCCAAAAGAACAAGGCCUGAAAGUUUGGAGGAGGGGUCUAGUUCAACUCAUCGACCCCAGUAUUCAACUGCUCGUUUAGUGUCCUAUGGCAAUGAUUUUGAAGACAAAAGUGAAUCGGAGAAGGAAGAUAGUGAUGUUGACCCUGAUCCUGAGAAGUUUCUUGUCGUGAGUCAAGAUAAAGAUUCUGUAUUGAAACCAGAACAAGCCUCUUCUUUAUCUCGAAGUGUACAAAACAUGGCUGCUGAUGAGAUACAACUCCCACCAGAACCACCUGGUCGAUGUUCUCGAGCUUUACAGGAGAAAAUAGCCCACCACUAUAAUAAAAUGAAGCAAGAAGGUUGUAAUUUAAGUCUAAGCAUUCAGAAACGGAAGGGUUUUCGAAAUCCAAGUAUUUAUGAAAAAUUAAUUGAAUUCUGUCAAAUUAAUGAGAAAGGCACAAAUUACCCACCUGAAAUAUUUGAUCCUUUAGUCUGGGGUUCCGACUCUUUGUAUGAUUCCUUAGAUAAAAUGCAGAAACUGGACAUGGAGAAACGAGAGAAAGAACGCAAAGAAAGAACCAAAAUUGAGUUUGUAACAGGGACGAAGAAAUUGUCGACAGAAGGACCAGUUGAGAAGAAACGCAAGACGAAGUGGGACGCCCAGCCGCAGGGUGUCACCACGGCACCAGCUGCUCUUGUGCGGCAACCAGUAGUCACAUCAGCAAUGUUAAAUGCAGCCAGGGGCGCACUCACGACAGCAGUGACCGGCACAAAGAGUACGGUAAUUCCAGCCCUUGGUAAUAUCCUCAAGAGCAAAUGAAGACCAUUGCAUUCCAAGACUGCAAAACUUGGAAUAUUCCCAAACUAAAUAGACUUCCUUCAGCAUCAAUCUCUUUCCCUUCUACUCAUUCCUCUUUCUUUCUUUCAUAUUUGGAUGGAUAUACCGUAUUUUAACAUGUUUAAGGAACCCCCUAAUUUAGGGGGGCUUAAGAUUUGGAAAAAAAGUUUUGUAAGGGAUUAUAAUACUGUCCAUGUAUAAGAAGCUCCCAUAUUUUUUAACCUAAUUUUUGACAGAAAAGGGUUUCUAAUACAUGUUAAAAUAGGGUAAUUUUUUUUUUCCCCUGCAAGGAGGGAACUGCGAGUUGGCCUGGUCUUUGCUAAAGGUACUUGAGAACCAGGUAGAAGCAAUGUGGGAGGCCGACUCCUUUCCCUGCUAAUCAUUGACGCCAGUGUAUAGCUGGUACUUUUGUUGAUUUAAAAAAAAAUUUUUUUUAACUGGAGAUUUAAAACUAAUUACUAACGAACCAACCACAGCAGGAUUUGAACUCAGAAAAUUGUGGAAGUCAGUUUGGUAACAACAUAACAACAUCCUGGCUAACACCAAACGAUGUAGGGAUAUCUAUGUGGUUGCAUCACCUGCUAGAAAUAGCAACCAGAUAUCCCUCAAAUUGCUCACUUACUAUCUCAAUACAGUAAGGACACAUUGAUGCAGUUCUGAAUAUAUUAUGACAAAAUAAAAGACAUGAUGGUCAUGGCUGGAAUACCUUUGAUCCUUCUUCUGCUACAUUAGGGCUGACCUUUGGAUAAACAGCAAUUACAUCAAUUAAUAUUAAUUACUAUAAUAUAUUGCAAAUUAUGUAGUCCUAGAUAUAGUGACUGAAUAGACAGGUUGGUCAUGGCCGGAAUAUGUUUAGUGUUUUUUUUUUUUAAUAUCAUUUGUUUCAGUCAUUAGGCUUUGGCCAUACUGGAGCACUGCCUUGAUGAACUUUAGUUGAAUGGAUUGACCCCAGUCCUUUAUUUUGUUUUUUGUUUUUAAAGGUUGUACUUAUUCUAUUGGUCCCUUUUGCUGAAUUGCUAAGUUACCAUGAUGUAGACACACCAACACCAGUUGUCAAGUGGUUGUGGAAGAUAAACACACAUACAUACAUACAUACAUAUAUAUAUAUAUAUAUAUAUA
Messenger RNA from Octopus bimaculoides (California two-spot octopus), 2671 nucleotides. RefSeq names its product SAP30-binding protein. The record is from RefSeq and is a predicted model, not a curated record. Gene Ontology annotation, cellular component: nucleus. Gene Ontology annotation, biological process: regulation of DNA-templated transcription. Lineage: Eukaryota; Metazoa; Mollusca; Cephalopoda; Octopoda; Octopodidae.